Molecule: messenger RNA, 378 nt
Organism: Penicillium taxi
Lineage: Eukaryota; Fungi; Ascomycota; Eurotiomycetes; Eurotiales; Aspergillaceae
Exons: 1
Coding region: 1-378 (125 amino acids)
Source: RefSeq, a predicted model, not a curated record
AUGACUCUGACUGAUGUUUCGUCUAAUUCCACUCUUGACCGCUUUGAAAUACCGGCAGAAGAUGUCACCGCCAAAUGCGGUGAGUCACCUGACUUUAUGGUGCUGAUCGAUAUCUGUGUCAUGUGCACAUUUUCUGCCGCUUCUACCAGACCGCCUUUAGUCUCUUCCUUACCGCAUCCCCCUAAUACUUGGGACCAAAUGCUGAGUCAUCACCAUGCAGAUGCAUUCAGAGAAGCCGCCAACCUGGAGAUUAGCCAGCUUACUAAAAGGCACACAUGGGAUGAAAUCAAAUCAUCUGAUGUCCGCCACUUAAAUCAGACUGAAUACGGCAAUCUCCGGCAGAAUAGAUGCUAUAAGCAUCUAUUCUGCCGAAAAUAG